GACAACUUGUUCUUCUCUUUGGCCGUUGGCCGCGAGUGAGAGCGGCCGCGUCGUCUUCCUCGUCGCGAUCGCCGCUCAAACCCAAUCCGAUUCAUUGCGACCAGUCUCCGAUUUCAGCACCACCGCCGCCCGACUCUAUCCCCAAAGCCCUAGAGAGGAGGCCGACCGCCACCGCGAAGAAGCGCCGCGGUUGGCCACGGCGUGGGGCGAGAAGGGAGCGGAAGCGGCCACUCCGGCUGCCGUGCAUGGAGAGGAUCCAGUCUGUGUUGGAUGAAAGAAUGGACCCAUUUUUCACUAGAUUGACUACACCAGUGGCUAUUGGCCAAUCACGAUCUACUGCUCAGGGUGGUCUGUCCUUGUUCAAUGGACCUUUUUGUGACACACGGACUUCUCAAGGAGAGCUUAAUAAUGGCUUAAUGAAGUUUGAGGAUACAACAAUGCUACCACCAUGGUUGUUGUCCUACAAUUGCAGCUGUGACAUCGCCAACAACUUCGAAGCAUUUGCAACUGUAGUGUCAAGGUUGCAUCAACACCUUCUGGAUGCAAAUGUAGAAAUUAGUUACACAGAAUACCUAGAUUUGAUGAAAGUGGAAGUUGAUCAGCGGCUUAAUAAGCUCAAUGAAGAUAUAAGAGUCUUCAAAAGCUAUAACUUGGCCCAUGGUAAUGAUGCAAAUGGUUCAUGCUCUUUGGUAUGUUGUGAUGGGAAGCUGAUUGAGACAGAUGAGGGGUUCAACAGCUUGAAGUUACUGCUGACUGUGGUGUUCCGACAAAUUAGGGAGAUGCUCGGAUUGGUUAAUGCUUCAAUUCAUGAUCUUCAGUGGGAGCAUGAGUUGCAAUUAGAGGUUACCAGCGUCAAUAUUGGAGACUGCAUUAGAGGUCUCCAGGAUGAGCUGGAAAGGAAGUUGUAUGAGCAAAGUUCCAUAGUGAACAGUCUAAGAAAGAACUGGCAGGAAACUGUAGCUCAGUGUGCUUCCAUCCGCGAAGAGCUGAUUGUUAUUUCCAAUAUGCUAUUACCUUCGGAAGAGGAAUCACAUAUUUCCCAUAGUAAUUAUGAAACUUUAGGUAACAGGAGCGACAGAUGGAAAUUCCGUUUUUUUGGAAAGAGAACAUGUGAGGAUCACUCUCCAUCUUCUGGUGAGGAAAACGGAAAUUCUGCAACACAGAAAUCUGUAAGCCCCAGUGAAGUUGUUUCAGAAAAAUCUGACUUCCGACAUCUGAAGGGUAUGACUAGACAAGAAAUGCUUAACUAUUUCAGAUCUGAGAUUAGUAAGUUAAAAAGGCUGCAUGAAUUGGAUUUGCAAGAGAAAACAGAAGAGCUGUUCAAAUUCAAACGAGAUAAAUGGUCAUUAGCUCUUAAGUAUGAUGUAGAAUUCGAGCCAUUAAGGAAGAAAUUUCCUGAGGUCAUUUCAAGAUUUGACCAAAUCAUGUCCAAUGGAAUGGCAGCACCUACAAUCUGCAGUACUAGUGGCGGCCUUGAUGAAAAGAGCAGAUUGAAUAGUACAAUUGAUUCACUAUACUAUGAAAACAAGCAUCUUCGGGGUUUGCUUGCAAAGAAGACAAAGGAUGUUCAGGAAUUAUCGUGCCAGUUAUCAGAUGCCAGCAGGAAAAUUUCACUUCAAUGUUCAUUAGAAAAACAACUUUUGAGACAAGUCAGCAGCAUUAAAGGAGAGUAUGAGGAUCUCUAUGUGGAAAGCACUAUCAGAGAUGAGAUAUACCAAACUGUUACAAGAAAAUUGGUUGAUAAUCAUAGGAACAUCGUGGAGGAUACUGUGCGGAAUUUUCGUGCAAAAGUGUCCUCAUUUGAAGCUACCCUCUCAGGAAAGGACAAGGCAUUCUGUUUAGCUAAUGAAGAAAAUCAGAAGUUGAAGGAAAAGUUGUCAAUACUAGAAAAGGAGCAUUUCAUCCAAAAUAAUCAGCAAGAUCCAGAGCUAAUCAAGCAAGAGAGUGAGGAAAUGAUACUCCGUGAUAUUGAGAUGGAGCCUCAUGUAUCACCACGAAGAUCAUAUGAUAUUUCUGAUCAGGACAUGCACUACGAGGAGCUCAUCAAACUGAAUCAGACUUUAGAGAUCUCUUCAACCACCUUAAAAGAAGUUGAAACGAAAAAGUUGGAUUAUAGUGAUACCCUAGGUAAAAGAGAGCAAGAAAAGCAGCUAGAUUGCAUCCUGGUAUCUAUCAUGGAUCUGUCAAAAGAAUUUGCAGAGAUUGAACAUAAAAUGUUGGAAGAUAUAAAAGGAAAUGAGAAAAAGACUGAAAAUCUGAACGAUCGAUGCAACCAUAUGGUACAACAGGCAAUUGUACUAACAAAGAAGGGACUAUGGUACAAGCAAAUGCUUGACACAAGACGUUCUGAGCUCCAAAAGGCUGAAUCUGAGGUUGACAUUUUGGGAAACAAGGUUAAUGAACUCUUAAGUCUUGUUCAAAAGAUAUAUGUAACUCUUGAGCAUUACUCUCUUGUUUUUCAGCAUCAUCCUGUGUUACUGGAUGCUUUCUUGAAGACAUGCAAGCUUGUUGCAGGUAUAAGAAGUAGGCAAAAAGAGGACUUACAAGACACAACAUAAGUCAGAGCAGCUAGGUGAGCUGGCACUUUGUUUAUCCAUCACUAAAUGGACAUCUUCCAAGUUGUAGAUUUCAUAGAAGCAAGGCUCCAACCCAGUUGGUUGAAUUUCUAAUAUUGCUAGAUGUCUAUUACAAAUUAUCGUGAUGCUAGAUUCUAUGUUUUCAUAUCACAUCGUGACUUCUUAACUCAUAGGGGACAACUAAAGUAGUGUAAUCUCUAUCAGGAUAAAGGUGUAGCAUGCUCUUCUGGUGUGUUUGUCUAAGUAGUGUAAUCAAUACCUCAAAAUCCCCAUACAGUACUGUCUGUUUGAUUACUGAGACAUUGUAUCAUCAUUUUUUUUUUUAUCGAAUACGCAAGAGAGCUGUGCAUCAUUGCAUUAAGGAGGAAAAAAGAGUUUGAAAAUACAACACACACAAACCCAAACACACACACACACCCAACCAUCACUUUAAGCACACAUGCGCCCUUAAAAAGAAGAAAGAAACGACCAACUACAAAAACAAACUGCUGAACUGACCCUCUGUCUAGCUGUGCUAAAUCCCUAGCACCAGCCAAACCCCAAAGAAUCGCUUCCUCACUGGCUAAAUGCAAAACCCGCUGUACACUUGGCAAAGCACUGUUAAAAACACAAUCAUUCGAUGCUUCCAAAGCAACCAAGCCCUAAGUAUGAUUAGGGAGUUCAGACCCUUCUUUAACGGCUGGGCGACCAAAUCAGUAAUCUUGAUCCACCAAGUACUAAACACUACGUCCUCCUGUGUUGGGGAUAAGUCUGGGAUACCAAAUUGUCGACAAAAAGAAUACCACAACUGUCUUGAGAACACACAGGAGGUAAGAAUAUGCUGAAUAGUUUCCUCCUCUUGAUCACACAGCGGGCACCGCUCUGAAUGGGGCAUGUUUCUCCGAGCAAGUCUAUCCUUCGUCCAACAUCUAUUAUGCACUGCAAGCCAAAGGAAAAAUUGACACUUCCUUGGCGCCCAAGAUCUCCAAAUCAGCUCCCAAGGCUCGAAAGAAAUAGCACCUAUGAAGAAGGCCUUAUAUGUUGAUCGUGCCGAGUAAUUGCCAGAAGCUGAAAGUUUCCAAAGAUGCUCAUCCUGCACCUCAGGUUGAAGCACACCUCAGGUUGAAGCACAACCUCGGAUAGUAGGACCCACAAAUCAAGAUAUUCUGAUAGAGCAGCCACAGAUAAAGCCCCCCGAAUGUCUUGAGCCCAGCAGUGUUCAUCCAAGGCAUCCCGGACAAUACGUUUGUUGGUCCGUCGCUUCGGAACAAGGGCGAACAGAUGGGGUGCAAGAUCAGCAAUCGACUUAUCAUGCAGCCAUUGAUCUGUCCAGAAAAGGGUGUUACAUCCAUUACCAACAUUGGUAACUAAUGCAAUUACCAACAUUGGUAACUAAUGCAACUGAGAACAAAGCCUUGACAUUAGUAUGCACCGACACUGAGAAUAUUGCCCAAGGUUUAUCCGGCUGCGUUUUCUUAUGUAAUACAUUUGUUCAUUUUUGAAGAAGUGCACCUUUCCAGGGCUAUAAAUUUUGGGUGUAAUGAGUUACCUCAAGUGGCUCAAUCUAUAGUUAUGAUUGAAAUUCCAUUUUUUAUUAAAAAAAUGAUUGAAAUUCUAUGGUAAUUGUUUGACUGCUACAACUUCUAUGGUCAUUGCUUGACUACUGAUUUUCGGAGAGAUGUGCGCAUGUUUUACUGCUACACUUUUAUGUUCACUGUUUGGUUGUUUGCUUGAGCAACAGAUUACUGAGUCUGAGGUAAGUGCAGUUACUUUGCUUACUGCUAACUUCUGGAGUAUCUAUGUCUCUGUGCAUGCUUGCUGUCAAAAUCUAGAUGUUAGUUUCAAAUUUUAUCGGAGCAAAGUCUCACAUAAGUGCACAGGUUUUCUUCUGCUAAUCUUAUUUUAUCCAAAGAAACAUCAAUCAAACUAAAUUUCUUGCAUUUAUUUUUUCUAAAAAAAAGAUUGUGAUGUAAACCCUUUUUUUUUUAUUGGGUUACAACAUGAUCAAAGCAAUCUGUUACAGCAAAUGUAAAAGACUAAGUUACAGUUUGUCACUAACAUAAUAUACAAGAAUGUGUAGGAGAUUGCAUUAUUGAACAGUUCUAAUGUCACCAUCUAAUUCGCUUGCUAUAGCAUUCCAUGCUAAUAAUGCUGCACCAACAGCUGGCUCCACCUGCAGAUACAAGCAGAUAUAAGUCCAUGAGCAUUUAACAGGAAACAUUUUAUAGUAGGAUCUGAAGAUGUGUCAGUUUGUCAAGUGUGUUUAUUUGAUAUUAUUAAAGCAUUAUACACAGCUUAACACUUGCUUCCUUGUGUCAGUAAAAUCUUCCCCUAUAUUCUUGUUUCCACUGAUCUGUUCAUUAGUUCUUGAACAUGGCAUAAUCUGAAGAAUAUUUCUUAUGGUCUGAUGCAAAGCUAGGAGUAAUUCUGCUCACCUUAGGGUGUAUUGGAUAGGCUCCUGGAUAACUCUUGGUAACACAAUCUAUCACUUCCUUCCCAAUGUCCCACCUCUUGUUUGCCUCAAGGACUUUACCAACCAUAACAAGAGGAAAUGGAUGCUUGCCAUCUGCAAAGGAGAAACAUCUUGAGAAAUUCUUCCAUGAGAAAGACAUUCAGAGAAGAUUCUUGUGUCACCUUCACCGCCAAGUUCAAGUCUUCGCACUACAGCCUUGACACUGGAAGCUAGUUCACCAACUGAAUUGUUUAAGAUCUUAAUUGCCAUCUCAUCACCACCUUCAGCAGAUUCUACCACUACUGGAAGAAGGGAACUUGUCCGGAAGUAGCAGGUGAUGCUCGACAGAAGUUACCUCCGACAGAAUUGUGGUUGGAGCAGCCGGCGACGGUGCGUGAGAGGACAGGGAGCGGGUCGUUGAAUGGCAUGGCCGCCGGGAUGCAGACGCAGACGGUGUUGCUGGCGCCGCCGUCGACGCCGAGGAUGACGCUGCCCAUGCGCGGGCUCUGGCACUCCUCCACGUCCCACAUCUCCCUCCCCGUGUGCCGAUGCAUCUCUCCCUCUCUCUGCCUGUAGCCCCUGCCUGAACACUCCUUACACUCUUUACACACUAGAAAGAGAAGGAUCCUGAUGAAUCUUCUCCUGCCACCAACUGCUAUUCUGCAGCUGAGGGGGAAAAGAAAUGCACGUUAGUUUACAGCUGGUUGUUACUGGCGUUCCGGCUACAUGUUGGUGUUACUGACAGCACUGGUGUUGUACUUCGUGUGUUGUUAGCUGCGUCCUUGAUCACACGUGUGGAGAUGCUACAAUUAGGCGCUGUAGAUUCCUCGGUAAAAACAGGCAUCGGUGUCAGACUGGUUAAAUCCAAUCUGAUGCGAUCUUAGCUUCACCAGCUAUCAAAUCUGAAGUCUAUUUCAAUCGUGUUGAUUUCCAUAUGGAAUUACGCAGGCACGCCUUUUUCUGAAGGAAUCUUCUCCUGCCAUAUGUCUGGUUUCUGGUGAGGCAGAGCUACAAGACGUUCAGAAGAAGACGGUGAGCCGAUGACAUCGGAUAACUCACACCCAAACAACCGAGGGAAGAGCGUAUCUGGAGCAAUCACAAGUAGUUGGGCUCAAAUUUUGCGAGGUUUCUUUUUUCUUUCAUUUCUGGAUGUGGUAAUUCGUUAGAUACCACUGAAAGAUCGUGUCUUUCGGAAUAUACCACCGAAGAAUCCGGGUCCCUAAAAUGCCACUUAAAGAUUACUCCGUUUUGCUAUUUUUUGCUCCGUCACAUUCUGUUAGCCACCAGGGCGUUUAUCUUCC
Phragmites australis (common reed) is the source of this 6308-nucleotide messenger RNA. RefSeq names its product WPP domain-associated protein-like. NCBI's taxonomy places the organism in Eukaryota, Viridiplantae, Streptophyta, Magnoliopsida, Poales, Poaceae. The transcript has 9 exons. Bases 246 to 2558 code for a protein of 770 amino acids. The record is from RefSeq and is a predicted model, not a curated record.